UGGAAAAUAACGAAACGAACUGAGUAGAUCUGACAAUGGCACCAAAGGAACUAAAAGUCACAGAUCAGUCUUCUCACAAGGUGAUAGAGAAACGGAGGAGGGAUAGGAUCAACGCCUGUCUAUCGGAACUUAGCCAGACCGUACCGGCGGCCUUCUCCAAACAGAAUGCUGGAAAACUUGAAAAGGCAGAGAUUCUAGAAAUGACGGUCGAGUAUCUGCGAGCAGUCCAGACCACAGAGAUAGGCACUCGGUUUGACCAUGGUGAGUGGUAUAGCUCGGACGUUUGGGCUGACUUUGUUCACCAUUACCAGGCCGGAUACGACGACUGCGUCAGGGAAAUCGUACGAUACAUGACGGACGUUGAGGGAUUACAGGCGAGUGACGAAAGAUGCAUGCGCAUAAUAUCGUACCUCCAAACCCGUUUCCGCGCAGAUGCGUCUGUAAGCGGAGGAUCUGCAUACCGUGACGUUUUACAACGAUUGACGUCACUGGCCAAAUCACGAGCUUCGCUUCCCGUGGAGAGAUCGUACAGAUACGCCCCAUACAUAUUACCUGCAAGAGACGUCACAAACUCAACACCUGCAUUGUUGGCAAAUAUGUUUAGCGGCAGUAUGUCAGAGGAUAACAAUAGUCGAAAUAUAGUUACAGCAGAUAUUCAUAGUUCGUCGUCUCGGCUGUCCUCUCCCACCCUGACCAGGACAGCCAGACCUGAAGGCAGGCACCAUUCUAGCUUACCAUAUUUCAGAGAAAAGUGAACAUUGUCACCAUAUUCCUUUAUUCUGUAUGUUCUUUGCAUUCAACAAAUUUAUAAACUACAUGUUU
This is a messenger RNA of Mizuhopecten yessoensis (Yesso scallop), 822 nucleotides long. RefSeq names its product hairy/enhancer-of-split related with YRPW motif protein 1-like. The transcript has 4 exons. Gene Ontology annotation, molecular function: RNA polymerase II cis-regulatory region sequence-specific DNA binding; protein dimerization activity; DNA-binding transcription factor activity, RNA polymerase II-specific. The record is from RefSeq and is a predicted model, not a curated record. Gene Ontology annotation, cellular component: nucleus. Lineage: Eukaryota; Metazoa; Mollusca; Bivalvia; Pectinida; Pectinidae. Gene Ontology annotation, biological process: anterior/posterior pattern specification; regulation of transcription by RNA polymerase II; regulation of neurogenesis. The coding region runs from base 36 to 755 and encodes 239 amino acids.